GAAAACCCGGAGUUCUGGAGGUCACAGGCCCGGAAGACUUUGCAGUCAGUGUUGGACCGGAAGCUUAACACCAAUGUGGCCAGGAAUAUCCUGUUUUUCCUCGGUGAUGGUAUGGGAAUCACAACAUACACUGCGGCUCGUAUCCUCAAGGGGCAGCUGCAGAACCACACUGGAGAGGAGACAGUGAUGACAAUGGACACCUUCCCUAACGUGGGACUAGCUAAGACCUACAGUGUAGACUUUCAGAUUCCAGACAGUGCAUCCACAGCCACAGCGUAUCUGUGUGGAGUGAAAACCAACCUGAACACCAUCGGAGUUAGUGCAGCGGCUCGCAACGGAGUCUGCAAGUCUCAGAAGGGCAACGAGGUCACGUCCAUCCUGAAGUGGGCCAAAGAUGCUGGCAAGUCUGUCGGCAUUGUAACAACCACGCGGGUGCAACAUGCCACCCCAGCAGCCACCUAUGCCCACAGCGCCAGCAGGAAGUGGUACAGUGAUGCUGACAUGCCUGAUGCCGCCAAGAAGGACGGCUGCACCGACAUCGCCUCCCAGCUCCUUAAAAACACUGACAUAGAUGUGAUCAUUGGUGGUGGUAGAAAGUACAUGACCCCUAAGGGCACCAAGGACCCAGAAUACCCCAGGGAUUACUCCUCCAGGGGCAAAAGAAAAGACAGACGCAACCUCAUUGAUGAGUGGCAGAGCAUGAAAAUUGGAAAGGUAGCCCACUAUGUGUGGAAUAAAACUGAGUUCAAUGCUGUUGACCCUGAAACCACAGACUACCUCAUGGCACUUUUUCUUAUUUUGUGUUGUCCUCUCUGACACUUAAAGUACCAAGCAGUGCGAGAAGCCGUUACCUCACCAUCUCUCCUCAUUAACCCUUCCCCCUCUCUGUGGUCAGGUGGGCGUAUUGACCAGGCUCACCACGCUGGCCGGGCGUACAUGGCGCUCCAUGAGACGGUUGCUUUUGACUACGCCAUCGCCAAGGGCCUUGAACUCACCAAAGAGCAUGAAACUCUCACUAUAGUGAUGGCUGACCACUCGCACCCUGUUACCUUCAAUGGAUACCCAUUUCGAGGGCAGAGCAUUCUGGGUAAAUCUCCGCUGUGGGCUACAGACAUGCUGCCUUUCACCACGUUGAUGUACGGCAAUGGACCCGGACACAAAAUUGCCAACGGCAAGCGCCCAGACAUCCGCAGUGUCAACACUAAAACUAAAGACUACGUCCAGCUGUCUGCCGUCCCCACAGAGUCGACGACACACAGCGGAGAGGAUGUGGCAGUGCUCGCCCGCGGACCCAUGGCCCACCUCUUCCAGGGCGUCCAGGAGCAGAACUACAUCGCCCACGCCAUGGCCUAUGCCGCCUGUGUGGGAGCCGACCUGCGGCACUGCCAGGGGCAAACUGAAGUACCUGUGGUUCACACCAGCGUCACCAGCAACAGGAAUGGAUCUGGGGCAGCUCGUGGCUCAGCAGCUUUGCUCAGUAGCGUCCUCAGUGUGCUGGUUGCUCUUCUUGUGCAGAUGUAAGAUCCCAUUCUUCAGUGAACCCUAUUAAUCUCACUCCACUUGCCACAUCAGGGAGGUCAGAGGUCAGGGUCAUACAAGGAUUCAUUGACUUGCUUAAACUUGACUACAAAACAUGUUGUUGAAAGAAAAUACACCAUUUGAAUAAGAGCCUAUUGAAUGUAAAUCUUGAUUUUACUUUGGCAGUUUGUUGAAUGCCUGACUAAUAACAAUAAAGUCCUUGAAUAGA
Messenger RNA from Micropterus dolomieu (smallmouth bass), 1747 nucleotides. RefSeq names its product alkaline phosphatase 3 (gene alp3). Gene Ontology annotation, molecular function: alkaline phosphatase activity. Gene Ontology annotation, biological process: dephosphorylation. Gene Ontology annotation, cellular component: plasma membrane. The record is from RefSeq and is a predicted model, not a curated record. NCBI's taxonomy places the organism in Eukaryota, Metazoa, Chordata, Actinopteri, Centrarchiformes, Centrarchidae. The transcript is spliced from 9 exons.